AUGCGAUUCUCAUUGGUAUUGAUCCUGGGCGUUCUCGGCAGUGUCCUGCUCCUGGGCAGAGUAAGACCGCCACCACUGCCACUUGCUCCGCCAAGGAAAAAGAGGAAGAGGCACUCCAAACGCUUGCGUCUAUUGAAGAAACUUCGGGAAGAACGAGACGAGAAGGCCGGGGAACACGUGAAGAAACCCGAGAGAAAGAUUGAGCUUCAUAAGAACCAUGGGCACGAGAAAGCAUCCGAGAAAGAGCAUCAUCAUGAAAAGGUGGGGCACGAGAAAAAAUCCGAUAAAGAGCAUCAUCAUAGUAAAAAGCUGGAGCACCAGAAGAAAUCCGAGAAAGAGCAUCAUCAUAGUAAAAAGCUGAACCACGAGAAGAAAUCCGAACAUCUCCAUCAAAAAUCUCACCGUCGCGAAUAG
This is a messenger RNA of Drosophila suzukii, 414 nucleotides long. The record is from RefSeq and is a predicted model, not a curated record. NCBI's taxonomy places the organism in Eukaryota, Metazoa, Arthropoda, Insecta, Diptera, Drosophilidae.